Molecule: messenger RNA, 3045 nt
Organism: Rhea pennata
Lineage: Eukaryota; Metazoa; Chordata; Aves; Rheiformes; Rheidae
Gene: SEMA3B
Product: semaphorin 3B
Exons: 19
Coding region: 139-2358 (739 amino acids)
Biological process (GO): axon guidance; neural crest cell migration; semaphorin-plexin signaling pathway
Cellular component (GO): plasma membrane
Molecular function (GO): semaphorin receptor binding; chemorepellent activity
Source: RefSeq, a predicted model, not a curated record
CGUGUCUUCCUCCCUGUGCCAGGGCCCAGCCGGCAGCACUGCCAGCAUCAGGGUGACAGCACGCAUUUCCCAGGCCAGCUGACGCCGUGUCAGGGGCUGCGAGCUCGAGCUCAGCGCCUGCUAAGCCAGGCACCGUCCAUGAUCCGCGCACUGCUCCUGCUGCUGUGCAGCCGUGCCGUGGGCACUGGGCGCCCACCACCCCCUGCCACCCCCCGCCUCAAACUGGCCUUCCCAGAGCUGCAGACCCACCACGGGCUGCGUGUCUAUGAGCUGGAGCGCUCAUGCUGCUAUGACGUGCUGCUACUGGAUGAGGAGCGUGGUCGCCUCUUUGUGGGGGCCAAGAACUACCUGGUGUCGCUGAGCCUUGACAACAUUAGCCAGCAGGACAGGAAGAUCUAUUGGCCAGCGCCCGUGGAGUGGAGGGAAGAGUGUAACUGGGCUGGCAAGGACAUCAAUACUGAGUGCAUGAACUUUGUGAAGAUCCUGCAUUCCUACAACCGGACCCAUCUGUAUGCCUGUGGCACGGGUGCCUUCCACCCCAUCUGUGCCUUUGUGGAAGUUGGCCAGCACAUAGAGGACUUUGUCUUCAAACUGGACCUGCAACAUGCAGAGGACGGCAAGGGGAAGAGCCCAUAUGACCCCCAGCAUGUGGCCGCCUCCGUUCUUGUGGGUGAGGAGCUCUACUCCGGGGUCGCCACUGAUCUGAUGGGUCGUGACUUUACCAUCUUCCGCAGCCUGGGCCCACGCCCAUCUAUCCGCACCGAGCAGCAUGACUCCCGCUGGCUCAAUGAGCCCAAGUUCGUGGAUGUCUUUUGGGUGCCCGAGAGUGAGAACCCUGAUGAUGACAAGAUCUACUUUUUCUUCCGUGAGACAGCAGUGGAAAGGCCGCAGGGGCUGGGCAAGACCAGCUUUGCCCGCAUUGGCCAGAUCUGCAGGAAUGACGUGGGUGGGCAGCGGAGCCUGGUGAACAAGUGGACAACGUUCCUGAAGGCCCGACUGGUGUGCUCUGUGCCAGGCAGUGAUGGUGUGGACACCCACUUCGAUGAGCUGCGUGACAUCUUCCUGCUGCAAACAAGGGACAAACGCAAUCCCCUGGUCUAUGCCAUCUUCUCUACCUCCAGCUCCGUUUUCCAGGGCUCAGCUGUCUGCGUCUAUACUAUGGCUGACAUCCGCCGGGCUUUCCUGGGGCCCUUUGCACACAAGGAGGGCCCCAGCUACCAGUGGGUGUCGUACCAGGCUCGUGUGCCGUACCCCCGCCCGGGUAUGUGCCCUAGCAAAACCUUUGGCACCUUCAGCUCCACCAAGGACUUCCCGGAUGAGGCCAACACACCCCACACCUUCACUUGCAUCGCCGUAGACCGUGUCACAGCUGCUGACGGCCAGUAUGACGUCCUCUUCAUUGGCACAGAUGUGGGAACAGUGCUGAAGGUGGUCUCAGUGCCCAAGGGGAGCUGGCACAACAUGGAGGAACUGCUACUGGAGGAGCUUCAGGUCUUCCAGGAUUUGUCCCCCAUCACCAGCCUGCAGAUCUCCUCGAAGCGGCAACAGCUCUAUGCCAGCUCGGUCACAGCUGUGGCCCAGUUGCCCCUGCACCGUUGCAGUAUCUAUGGCAAAGCCUGCGCAGAGUGCUGCCUGGCCCGGGACCCCUACUGUGCCUGGGAUGGCAACACCUGCACCCGCUAUGUGCCCAACACCAAAAGGCGUUUCCGCCGGCAGGAUGUCCGCAAUGGUGACCCCAGUGUGCUCUGCUCUGAAGAUCCCCAGCUAGGCAGUGUGCCCCAGAAGAAGCUGUAUGGGGUGGAGGGCAGCAGUGCCUUCCUGGAGUGCAAGCCCAAGUCCCUGCAAGCCCGAGUGCUCUGGACAUACCAGCACACCAGUGAUGCCCCUAAGCGAGAGGUGCAGCUGGAUGAGCGGGUGGUGCAGAUGGAGCAGGGCAUCCUACUCCGCAGUGUGCAGCAUGCUGACGCUGGGCUCUACCUCUGCCACGCCACCGAGCACGGCUUCACCCAGCCCUUACUGCAGCUCUCGCUAGAGGUGAUUGGCACCCAGCAGGCCCCAGGGCUGGCACCCUUCGGCACCACUGAGCCUGCAGGGCCACCUGGCCACAAGGUCUGGUACCAAGACUUCCUCCAGCUGGUGGACCACCCACCUCUGGGUGCCAUGGACAAAAUGUGCGAGCGGCUCUGGAGCCGUGGGAGUCCCCUGGCCCGCAGGAGGCCCCUGCUGCCCCCUCCGCUCAGUGCCAAGGCCAGGCCCCCUAAAUGGAGGCAGAGCACAGAGCUGCGCAAGGCCCGCAGCCGGCGCAUGCAUGAGGCACCACGGGCUGAGCGGGGGCCCCGCAAUGCGUCCCCCUGGUGACCCUAGGGCUGGCCCCGGGUGCCAGGCUCCACUUUGGAGUGGGGCCGUGGGCCGGGCGUGUGGGAGGCAGGGCACCAGCACUGGCCCUAGGCUGCUCUGGAGCAGGAUGGCACUGGGGGUCAAGGGCACCUGUGGGGGCUCUGGUUCCAGGGCAGGGAGAGCAGCCAGACUGAAGAUCGUCGAUGGCUGUUCUGGGCUGCCUGUGCAGCCAGGCUGCAGGCCCCUGUGCCCACGACCACUGGCUUCAAAUACCCAUGGGUGACCAAGUGAGUUCCUGGGCACCACAAGACCAUUUAUUAAUGACUGUUACUGAUGAAUGUCAACCCACCCUGGGGCACUGGGGCAGGCAGGGUUGGGCUGCACCCUGCAGGCAUGGUAAGAGGUGCCCAGGGCCAGAGCAGGAUGGUGCAGCAGGGUGCCACAGGUGGUAAGGGGCCCUGAGGGACCUGAGCAGGCCUAUCGCAGCCUUUGCUGGCACCUGUGCAAGGGAAAGGCACCCAAAUGGUUAGUGCCUCACCAUGACAGGAGACAAGGCAUUUGCUCAGGGUGCCGGGCCCAGAGGGCAGCUGUGCUGGGAGGAGAGGAGUCGGGGGGUGGGGGGUGCCCAGCACCCCUGGCACAGCUGCAAGGGAGAGCCGCUGAGCCCCUGGCAUUAUACUAAUUGAACACAAUAAAGCAGAGGAUUCA